Messenger RNA from Aureobasidium pullulans EXF-150, 780 nucleotides. RefSeq lists its product as uncharacterized. The transcript has 2 exons. Gene Ontology annotation, cellular component: mitochondrion. The coding region runs from base 1 to 780 and encodes 259 amino acids. The record is from RefSeq and is a predicted model, not a curated record. Gene Ontology annotation, biological process: regulation of lipid metabolic process. Lineage: Eukaryota; Fungi; Ascomycota; Dothideomycetes; Dothideales; Saccotheciaceae.
AUGUCGUUGACCUUCAAGCUCGCCUCUCUGGUGAUUCGUACAGUCGCAAAACCAAUAGGAAACCGAAUCAAACAGUCGGCCAGAGAACAUGACACUUUUCGAAGAUACUGCGUGGGCUUCGCUCAGGGACUCCAUCGUAUAGAUAUGCGCAUGCGACUGGGCAUUCUACACGACGCUGCUGCACAGGAACGCAUGCAUGCAAGAGAAGCUGCAGAGGCUGCCGCCAAAAAGAGACUCUCCGAAACCCCCACCGUCAGGACUGAAGCCCAGCAAAAGGCGGAUGAUCAGGCCGCUGCAGAUCUCAAAGAGAAGGAAAGCAAAGCUGUACCGAAACCCAGAAUCCGUCCGCUUUCCGAAUCAAGAGCUAUCGAGUUAGGCGCAAACUUCCUCUCCGAAUCCUUCAUCUUCGGCGUCGCCGUUGGUUUGCUCGUAUGGGACCAAUGGAGGUCGAGGAGGAAGGAGAACACACGGAGAGAGGGCAUCGACGAUCGUUUGGAGGCGCUGGAAGAUCACACUCGCCAGAUCGUUGACCUGCAAUCCGAGGUUGACCGACUUAAAUCAAAAUACGAACCUCUGGCCAAGCCCGUUGAAGGUAGCGAGGACGAAAAGAACCCCGACCAGCUAUCAAAGAAGAACUCAGAGGCUCAGGCUUCUGUGGAUAGAAAAGACACAACAACGAAUUCAGAGGCUCAGACCCCUGUGACAGAGAAAAGCACAACAAAUAAAACAGACGAAAAGGACGUAAAGUCAGAAAGGGCUGCGCUAGUGGAGCAAAGUUGA